Molecule: messenger RNA, 2172 nt
Organism: Penicilliopsis zonata CBS 506.65
Lineage: Eukaryota; Fungi; Ascomycota; Eurotiomycetes; Eurotiales; Aspergillaceae
Exons: 8
Coding region: 156-1931 (591 amino acids)
Biological process (GO): regulation of DNA-templated transcription; DNA-templated transcription
Molecular function (GO): zinc ion binding; DNA-binding transcription factor activity, RNA polymerase II-specific; DNA binding
Source: RefSeq, a predicted model, not a curated record
CAAACAUCUGCCCAGAUUCUUUCCCCCGGUUUCCCCGAUUUCCCCGCAGUCUGCACUCCUAUCCUAUCCUGCUUCCCCGGAGUCACUGAGCAAUUGGAUCGGCUUGAUACGCAGGGUAUUGACUGUUUCUUUUUUUCCAGUUUCCGGCGUUGAUCAUGGCUGAGACGCCCGACUAUCGGAAACGAAAGAGAACCUCGCAUGCGUGUGACGCCUGUCGACACCGCAAAGUAAGAUGCGAUGGCCGACAGCCCUGCACGACGUGCUGCAACACGGGCGAGGACUGCUCGUAUGGCACUGAGGCGAUUCCAAAAAGCAAGAGUGAUCUCAUUCUCGACGUUGCGUUGCGGUCGGAGACGCUUCUGCGUGAACUGUCGGCCCAGCUGCACACGGUCAUCCGUUCGAAUACAAAUGCCUCGUCGCCUGGGGCGAUCAUCUCCCCCCGUACGAUCGACUCGGCCCAGAACGCGGACAGUCACAUCUCGAACGCGACGCUGUCGGCCUUCCAUGCCUCGACCACGGAGUCGAUUCUGGCGUGGCCGCAUUUCGACGACUUUGUGGCCUUGCGCCAGGCGCACAGCUUCUCCGUCUUCCACCUCGAGUCGACCCGCGCGCCGCCUGGCCGCCCUUCCUCCGCGGUGCCCAUGCACCCCUUCGCGACCAAGUACGAGGUAGACCGACUCGUGCACAGCUUCGAGCAGACCGUCAACUUCUGGUACCCUACCAUGUCCUCGGCCAUGACGCGGGAUCUCGCCUCCCGUGUUCUGGUAGGCUCGCUCGACGAAUCCAUGACCUCCUGCCUUGCCCUGCUCGUGAUGGCCCUGGGCUGUGCUAGCGAGCUGGUCUGCUCGUACGCCGGCCACGAGGCACCCGCCGCCGACGAAUUGGAGAGCCGUCGUCAGCGCCGUCUCAUGGGCGAGCUGUACUUUGACUGUGCCUUUCGCAAGAUCUACCUCGCGCAGGCUGAAUGUACGGCGGAAGCCGUGCAAUGCCUGUUCUUUACUGCACUCUUCUUUGCCUUUCAACAACGUCCGCUCCAGGCGUGGUCGUUCAUCAGCUCCACGGCGGCCAAAUGCCGUCUGCUGCUCUCGUAUCCUGACUCGGAGGGCCUCCCGGACCAGCAGGAGUGUUUACGGCGGAUCUUCUGGUCGUGCUAUAUCUUAGAGAGUGACUACCUGGCCGAGCUGUCCGCCCUGCCGCAAACAGGAAUCGCAGAUAUCGAAUCGUCCGUCCCCCUGCCCGGGGAGUACCACACACACGCCUCGCAGGCAGACGAGGAACAGUCAUCACUGUAUUUCCUAGCGUGUAUCUCGAUGCGCCGCCUGCUGAACCGCGUGCACAACCUGCUCUACGCGCGGGACACGGGCGUGGGCUUCGAUAAUCAACAAUUCCCUUCCGUGGUGGCCGAGCUGGGCCACCAACUCGAGGAAUGGAAGGAGUUGCUCCCUCCCCCAUUCCAGUUCGCCGUCGACCUCAGCCCGGCGCGGUCCAUCCCGGGAGCCUUUCUCCGACAACGCUACCUCACCUGCAAGAGCGUCAUCUACCGACCGUACCUGACCUGGGCGCUGUCCAACACCGCCAGCGCGCCUGCCGUGAACCAUUUCCCCGCCGUUGUCUACGAGGGCUGCCAGAGCUGUCUGGACGCCUGCUGGCUACAUGCGCAGAACCUGGGCAGCUUCCCACAUACCAUCAUGAUCGACACGUGGAUCUGCUCCUUAUCGAUGGCCUCCGUCAUGCUGAUCACGCUUGCUGCAUCACGUCUUACUGCCCUCCGCGGCUGCAUGUCGCCCAAAGUCGCCGAGAUGGGACCGCAUCUGACCCAGCUGCUCACUCAAUGGAUGCAUAUCCCCGGCCAUGGGGUGUCGCCCAGCGUCCUGCAGAGUGUCAAAUUGAUUGGGGAUGUCAGCGUUUCGCUCAAGAUGAUCUUGCGGUAGUAGCACUGGAUGUUUCUGCAUAAUACGGGGCUUCGUAUCCCAUAACAACAGUAGAUUGUCAUCACAGAGUGGUCAGCUCUAAAACCAUGUGGAUGUAGAUACCUUGCCUUCCAGUUAUACAAGAGUACUUUGCAACUGGAUACUGAACUGUCUCAUGUCUAACUACACCUCCACAACCGCCUGUAGGUGUUUGAUUCACUCUACUCUAGACUACCAUGAAUCCACAUCUAUCAAACAUGCU